CUUGACGCAACAUUUGUUUACCCAUCCGGGUUUUGCCGUUAUUUUGUGUACUGUUCUCCUAACCAAACGAGCUCCUUCAAAACAUUCUCAUCGGAUGCGACUAAUUACUACUAGGUGAACGCCAACGCAAUCCCAGACAUCCAAGUCAAUGAGGAGAGGAAAUUCAGGUCACGACGAACACCUGCAAAAGAAAAUGAAGUGUCCCGCUGAUGUCGCUGUAGAAGAUAUUGACCAUGAGAAGCACUAUCCCCUCCACGUUAAACAGGAAGAGGAGUCAGAGAUGCCGUACGUCAAACAGGAGGCGGAGCUACGGACUUUCAGCAUAAAAACAGAAGAACAGGAAGCUGAAAUCUCACAAUUUCCUUUGACUGUCAUUGUGAAGAGUGAAGAAGAUGAAAGUCCAAGCGAAGAGAUCGGAGCCGCGAACAUUUCGAGCGACAGAUCAUUUCAGCACUUCACAACAAAAGGAGAGGAAGGACCGCAACCGGACGGCCUCUUAGCUCCGCUUUCGGACAGCGAUGACAUAACGUCACAUUCUUCUGACUCUAAUACUGAUGAGGAGGAUGAUGACUUUGACCAAAAUGCUUCAGAAUCUUUAAACCAGUCCUCAUUGAAAGGCGACACAAAGGAAUGUGCGGUUGGGAAACCUUUUGCCUGUUCACUCUGUGAUAAAACAUUUUCUUGGAAACGUAAUUUAAAAGUACACAUGCGUUCACACUCCGGGAAGAAACCUUUUGUCUGCACUUUUUGUGGUAAACAAUUCACCCAUAAGGGAGAUUUAAACAAACACACACGCAGACACACUGGAGAGAAGCCUUUCGCCUGCACACUUUGCUAUAAAAGAUUUUAUAGGAAGACUGAUUUAGAAAUACAUACGCGUAUACACACCGGAGAAAAGCCUUUUGCUUGCUCACUUUGUGAUAAAAAAUUUUCCACAAAGGCAAAUUUAAACAUUCACACAAGAACACACACUGGAGAGAAGCCUUUCGCCUGCACACUGUGUGGUAAAAGAUUCGCACAGAAGACUUAUUUAGAAAAGCACAAUCGUACACACGUUGAAGAGAAGCCUUUCGCCUGCACACUUUGCGAUAAAAGAUUUUCUCAAAAGACUGAUUUAGAAACGCAUAAGCGUACACACACUGAAGAGAAGCCUUUCGCCUGCACACUUUGCGGUACAAAAUUCGUUAAUAAGGGAGGUUUAAACAGACACAUAAGGAGACACACUGGAGAAAAACCUUUCGCCUGCUUAUUUUGCGAUAAAAGAUUCAUCGACAAGGGCAGUUUAAAUAUCCACACAAGAAACCACACUGGAGAAAAGCCUUUUGCCUGCACAUCUUGUGGUAAACAAUUCACAAAUAAGGGAAAUUUCAACAAACAUGUAAGCAGACACAGUGGAGAGAAGCCUUUCGCCUGCUCAUUUUGCGAUAAAAGAUUCGUUAACAAGCUCAGUUUAAAUAUUCACACAAGACACCACACUGGAGAAAAGCCUUUUGCCUGCACACUUUGUGGUAAAAAAUUUGUCGAUAAGGGAGAUUUCAACAAACACACAAGCACACACACUGGGGAGAAGCCUUUUGCCUGCUCAUUUUGCGAUAAAAGAUUCAUCAACAAGGGCAGUUUAAAUAUUCACACAAGGACACACACUGGCGAAAAGCCUUUCGCCUGCUCACUUUGUGGUAAAAGAUUCACUCAAAGAGGAAAUUUAGUCAAGCACUCAAGAAGCCACACUGGUUAAAAACCUUUGUAUUGCAGCAUGUGACAAAAAAUUCACACCUUUCAAAUGGAAAAAGCAUUUCAAUUAUUCAGUUUCCCUUGAGCCUCUUGAAAAGGUUGUUGAAACGAUUUUUCAGGUGCUAUUCUUUUUCUAUCUAAUAUAUUUAUCCAAUAUAUAUAUAUAUAUAUUUAUAUGUAUAUUUAAAAAUAAUGGAAUAAAUUGUCUUACGUGUCUUUCUGUUGAGAUUGUUCCAUAACUGACAUAUGCUUUUAAGGGUGUUAAGAAAAAUCGAUUCUGAGAUAUAACGCGAUAUUAGGUCAGACAAUUCUCGUAUCGAUUCAAAAUCAGUCUGUAUCGCUCUGUACUCGGGCUGUCAAACGAUUAAAAUUUUUAAUCGAGUUAAUUACAGCUUAAAAAUGAAUUAAUCGCAAUUAAUCGCAAUUCAAACCAUCUCUAAAAUAUGCCAUAUUUUUCUGGAAAUUAUUGAUGGAAUGGAAAGAUAAGACACACGACUGAUAUAUACAUACAACAUACUGUACAUCAGUACUGUAUUUGUUUAUUGUAACAAUAAAUCCACAAAUGGCAUUAUUAACAUUCUUUCUGUUAAAGUGAUCCACGGAUAGAAAGACUUGUAGUUCUUAAACGAUAAAUGUUAUAGUUACAAGUUAUAGUAAUUUUAUAGUAAAACCCCUCAUGUUUUCGUUUUAAUAAAAUUUGUAAAAUUGUCAAUCAAAAGUAGAGUUAAUAAGAAGAAGAAUAAAAAUAACAAUAAUAAAAAUAGAGUGAAAAGUUUUACGUGUAUUUUGCAUAGCUAUUUUGAAAUGGAAUGCCAGUUCGUUUUGCAUUGUUGUUUAACUGUGUGUCAGAAUAGGGCCUCAUUACUAUAGACUGAAGUGCUUUUCUUUUUGUGAUUUUUUUUUUUUUUUUUUGAGAGAUAGGAAUAUUUGUUGUGCUUUCACUAAACAAUACUUAUGUUUGUUGUGAAGGAGUUGCCGAAGCUCAUGCCAAUAAACGGCGCGGUCCAAAGAACGCCUGUGUCCACUCGCCUUUACUGGAUAACAUAUACAGUGGGGAGAACAAGUAUUUGAUACACUGCCAAUGGGAAAACCCAUUGGCAGUGUAUCAAAUACUUGUUCUCCCCACUGUAUCUGUACAUAUCUUACCCAAAAUACAACAAGAGAGACAUAAUUUCCACUAAAAGAAAGAAAACUAACCGAAAUAUGUGUGGAGCACAAAUAGCAAUUUGCGUUGCAUUGUGAAUACAGCAUAAACGUCUCACAACUACUAAUUCUCCGACGUUUUGAAGAAAUAACAUGAGUAUGGAAUGGCGCUGCCCCCAAGCGGCCGGUGGCAUUCUCUUCACUCUUAAUGUCCAUAAACGGCCUCAUUGUAAAAUCUGUUUGAGGCAAUAUGCGAGCGGGUCAUUCAUUGCAUGCGUUAAUUGCGUCAAAUAUUUUAACGUGAUUAAUUAAAAAAAUUAAUUAACGCCCGUUAACGCGAUAAUUUUGACAGCCCUAAUCUUUACAUGUGUAUUUUUGGUGGAAAUAAAUAGGGCUGCAGCUAUCGAAUUUAGGUGCAGAGGUUGGUAGAGUAGCCAAAAAAUUUUACUCAAGAGUAGCGUUACUUCAAAAUAAUAUUACUCAAGUAAGAGUAAACAAAGUCAUCCUAAAAACGUACCCAAGUACAACUUAAAAGGUAUCCAGUGAAAAGAAUUUUCAAAUAAUGAGUAACAUUUUGAGUAACUGCUUAUUUUUUAAUUAUUUUUUUUUAAGCAAUGGUUACGGUCAUGGUAUUGUUUUUCUCUCAGCACAAACUUAGUUAUAUGAACUGUUGUUAUAAUGCAACUGUACAAUAACCCAUAACACAACCACAUUAAGCCAAAGAAAUAAUUUUUAAAACCAUUAAAUUAGAGAAAAAAACCACUAAUGAAGCAUUAUUCGUCCAAAGAGCAUGAGUGCCUUGCCCUCUUGUAGAGAAAAUAGUUCCUAGUUUGAAUAGUGAAUACUGAAGUUCCUUCAUAGUUACUAUUAUGAAAUUAAAAGGAUCAUAUCUCCGGUUUUCUGUGGUCAAUUGGUGCCAAAUAAAAACUGGGAGAGAGAUUUAAAUCUGCGCUUUCGAUUCAUGUUGAGGGCAGCGCACUGUCAAAUACUUUAUUUGUUAUGGAUCUUUAAAGACGCGUGAUUGAAAAGGCUUGCGUGAGCAUAGAACGGCAAGCAUGCGUCUGAUUGGUGUAAUGGAGUCGUGAUUUUUGUCUCAUUGGUGAAAUUAUUAGCGAUACUCUUGGCAAUAGCAUUGCUAGCAAAAAAAAUAAUAUGUAGAAUAAAGAGGAAAAAUGUAACGAAUCUUGUGUAGCCCAAAGUAGCUGAGUAAGAGUAGCGUCUUUUCUUAAUCUACUCAUGAAAAAGUUAAAAGUAUGGCUUAGUAAAACUACUCUUGGAAGUAACAUUUUCUCAAAAUGUCAGUCAGGAUAAUGUAACAGACUAAAUGUUAAUGCAUUACUACCCACCUCUGCUUAAGCGAUUUCGACUUCACGACGCCUGAGUCUAUUUUUUUUUUUUUUUUUAAUGUCAACUUUUGUUUUGUGAUUUAUGAUUUUAUAUUGGUGCAGGACAAGAAGUGUAGAACAGAAACCCCACACACUCAGCAGCCGAGCGACAUAGGUGACAGCCUGCGCGCACAUUUUUGCAUGUGAAGCAUCCAGAGGCGACGGCUGUAUAUAACAGCUUUUGUCCUGUUUCUUGUAAGUUUUCAAUUAAAGUUGAAAACUUGGGGCGAGUUAAUGUGAUUGUUUCUGAUAUGUGCGGACACUAACUGAUACAUGCUAAUCGUUUGUGAUUGCUUUAUCAGCAGCUACUUGUGAAUGCAAACUUGAAUUGCUGUUACUGAAU
Messenger RNA from Corythoichthys intestinalis (scribbled pipefish), 4602 nucleotides. RefSeq names its product gastrula zinc finger protein XlCGF57.1-like. Lineage: Eukaryota; Metazoa; Chordata; Actinopteri; Syngnathiformes; Syngnathidae. Bases 149 to 1735 code for a protein of 528 amino acids. Gene Ontology annotation, biological process: regulation of transcription by RNA polymerase II. Gene Ontology annotation, cellular component: nucleoplasm. Gene Ontology annotation, molecular function: DNA-binding transcription repressor activity, RNA polymerase II-specific; RNA polymerase II cis-regulatory region sequence-specific DNA binding. The record is from RefSeq and is a predicted model, not a curated record. The transcript has 3 exons.